Messenger RNA from Eucalyptus grandis, 1125 nucleotides. RefSeq names its product transcription factor bHLH18. The transcript has 5 exons. Gene Ontology annotation, molecular function: protein dimerization activity. The record is from RefSeq and is a predicted model, not a curated record. The coding region runs from base 1 to 993 and encodes 330 amino acids. NCBI's taxonomy places the organism in Eukaryota, Viridiplantae, Streptophyta, Magnoliopsida, Myrtales, Myrtaceae.
AUGGAGAUCUUGUCACCCAAAUUCUUCCCUGAGAUAGUAACAGAAGAUCCUUUUCAUCAUAUGUAUCACCCUCAACAAAUGAUGAACUCCUUCGAUUUCCCUCUCGACGAUUUCGACUUCAAUCUUUUCUCUUCAGAAAUGUACCCUCCUUGCGCACCAUUUGUUCCAGAAACGAUGCAAUGUCCCAUGGAUCCGCUGGUAGAAGCUGCUCCAGCAGCCAUUGAGAGGCCGAUGAAGAAGCCAAAGACCGAUAUCUGGAGCAACGCCUGCUCACCCGAAACAUACAAAGCCCCAAGAACAGCGACGUCCUCACCAUCAUCUAGUCCCCAGUUGAUAUCUUUUGGGAGCCCGGAUUUGUCCCCACCUGAAUCACAAAAUUUUUACGGUGUUUGUGAGCUCCAAGAUUGUCAAAAGGAGAUGAAGAGAGUUGGGGCAAUGAGUAGACCAACUGUACAUACAAAAGAACACGUGAUUGCAGAGAGGAAGCGGCGCCAGAAGCUUAGUCAGAGCUUUAUUGCUCUCUCUGCUAUCAUUCCUGGCCUUAAAAAGAUGGACAAAGCAUCGAUCCUUGGCGAUGCAAUCAAGUACACGAAGCAGCUUCAAGAACGCGUCAAGAAACUCGAGGCAGAGGUAGCAAACAAGACCGUGGAAUCAGCUGUGAUUGUAAAGAAGUCUCAAGUCUCAGCAAACUAUGAUGAGUCAUUAGACAAUAACUUCUAUAACCAAUUUGAGCAACAGCUCCCUGAGGUUGAAGCUAGAGUCUUGGAUAAAUAUGUCCUUUUCCGAAUCCAUCAUGAGAAGCGAAAAGGAUAUACAACAGAAAUACUUAGCGAAAUAGAGAAGUUAAAUCUAUCUAUUCUCAACAGCAAUGUGUUGCCUUUUGGGAGUUCCAUACUCGAUAUGACAAUUGUAGCUCAGAUGAAUGCUGGAUUCUGCACGAAAGUUGAGGAUAUCGUCAGCAAUCUACGCCAAACUCUUCUCAAGAUUGCAUGAUCUAUCAACAUCGUCUUCAUUCUUUCAUUUUUAAAAGUCUUUUCUAAUUUUUCCUUUCGUCAUUCGGGAGUUGGCUACUCUUUUUUCCCCAGUAUAGUGUAUUUUGGACCUUGUAAGGGAAAACCUUGGAGU